Molecule: messenger RNA, 2019 nt
Organism: Prunus avium (sweet cherry)
Lineage: Eukaryota; Viridiplantae; Streptophyta; Magnoliopsida; Rosales; Rosaceae
Source: RefSeq, a predicted model, not a curated record
CUGUGCAUUUAAUUGAAAGGAAAGGAGGCAAGCCUGGUGCGCCGUCGUCGUUUUUGUACAACUCAGGGGCCACCUCGCACCGCCGUCACCGAGAAUUUCCAUCUCAGAUAACGGCGGCUUCAUUGGCCUCCAUUCAUUCAACGUACCCGUAUCCAUAUCCGACGCGUACCGCACACCCGUAUCCGUAUCCGUAUCCGACGCGUAUCGCACCCAUAUCUGAAUCCAAAAUCUUCAUUGGUUUGGAGUUGUAAGAUUUGCCAAAUCGCUUGUAUUAAUCGACCGUUAAUUGAAGCAUAUUGCUUGGAACUAGUUUCCAUUUUCCACUGAUGUUCAUCUGUGCAUGUUCCUUCAUGUCCUCAACAAACAACAAAGAGCAAGAAAAUUUUUAAAACUGUGGACUGCUGAAAGAUGAAAACUCAGAGUGGUUUAAAUAGGAGCAAAGAGAAAGAAAGAAAGAAAGAAAGAAAGAGAGACAAAUUAAUGAGUUCUUUGGGCGGCCUUCCGUGCUUUCUGUGCUUGUUCCUGGUCUUAGUUCUCAUCAAGAUCCUUCACAAGCUAUGGUGGACUCCAACUCGCAUACAGAAGCAGAUGGCUCUGCAGGGGAUCCAUGGCCCUCCUUACAAACUCACCAAUGGAAACACCAAAGAAAUCUCCCACAUGAUGAAGGAAGCCAUGGCCAUGCCCAAAACUAUAUCCCACGACACACUUCCUUUAGUCCAAGCUCACAUUCACUCAUGGACCAAUAUUUAUGGGAAGAAUUAUCUGCAGUGGCAUGGUUCUCAGGCUCAGUUGGUGAUCACAGAACCUGAGUUGUGCAAAGAGAUACUGAAUAACAAAGAUGGAGCUUAUCCAAAAAAAAAAGUCCAAAACUUUGUAAAGAAGCUAUUAGGAGAUGGCCUGGUUUCAACAACAGAAGAUGAAAAAUGGGCAAAAUUGAGAAAGCUGGCCACUCUUGCCUUCCAUGGAGAGAGCUUAAAAAGUAUGAUUCCAGAAAUGGUAGCUAGUGCUGAGACAAUGCUAGGAAGGUGGAAAAAUUAUGAAGGAAAAGAGAUUGAUGUGCUUGAAGAGUUUAGGUUGCUGAGUUCAGAAGUGAUUUCAAGAACAGCAUUUGGCAGCAGCUAUAUUGAAGGAAAGAACAUUUAUGGGAUGUUGAACAAGUUAGGGUUCAUAAUCUACAAAAAUUAUCUCAUAAUCAGGGUUCCUGUCAUUAGUAAGUUCUUUAAAACCAGCGAUGAGAUAGAGUCGGAGAAACUUGAGAAAGGAAUACAAGACACUAUAAUAGAGAUUAUUAAGAAAAUGGAAGAGAAGGCAAUGACUGGAGGAGAAGACAGAUUUGGAAGUGAUUAUCUUGGAUUACUUGUAGAGGCUCAACAUGAUGCCGAUGACAACCAGAGGAUUUCAGUGGACGAAGUUGUUGAUGAUUGCAAGACGUUUUACAUGUCCGGACAAGAAACUACUACUACUUUGCUUUCUUGGACUGUCUUACUUCUGGCAGUCCAUACAGAUUGGCAAGAGGAAGCAAGAAAGGAGUUCAUACAAUUAUUUGGCAAACAGACUCCACAUCCCGAUGGGAUUGCCAAACUGAAAACAAUGAGUAUGAUCAUUAAUGAGUCUCUACGGUUAUAUCUGCCGCCUGUUUCUAUUAUAAGGAAAGUUGAAAGGGAAGUUAGAUUGGGAAAGCUCACUCUUCCUCCGAAUCUUGAUUUGGUUAUCUCAACUAUAGCAAUUCACCAUGAUCCUGAAAUCUGGGGACGGGAUGUGCAUCUUUUCAAACCAGAGAGAUUCUCGGAAGGGGUUGCUAAAGAAACUAACAACAACAUAGGUGCAUUUAUACCAUUUGGAUUGGGACCUCGAACUUGUGUGGGCUUAAACUUUGGCACUACUGAAGCAAAGAUUGCUUUGUCAAUGAUUCUACAACGCUACUCCUUCACCCUUUCCCCGGGUUAUGUUCACUUUCCCUUGCAUUAUCUUACAAUUCGGCCACAACAUGGAGUUCAGGUAAUGCUACACUCACUUUGA